Dromaius novaehollandiae (emu) is the source of this 3468-nucleotide messenger RNA. It is a transcript of the gene GPHN, whose product is annotated as gephyrin. Gene Ontology annotation, molecular function: molybdopterin molybdotransferase activity. Bases 196 to 2589 code for a protein of 797 amino acids. Gene Ontology annotation, biological process: establishment of synaptic specificity at neuromuscular junction; gamma-aminobutyric acid receptor clustering; postsynaptic neurotransmitter receptor diffusion trapping. The record is from RefSeq and is a predicted model, not a curated record. The transcript is spliced from 25 exons. Lineage: Eukaryota; Metazoa; Chordata; Aves; Casuariiformes; Dromaiidae. Gene Ontology annotation, cellular component: cytoplasm; postsynaptic membrane; dendrite.
GUUGGGUGGGACUAUAUCUGCAUACAAGAUAGUGCCAGACGAAAUAGAAGAAAUCAAGCAGAGAGAAUGAGAAUUUUAUGAUUGAGGUUAUGUAAUACAACAGAUGUUAUUCAUAUGAAAUAAGGCACUACUGGAAGACGCUAAGACACAAUAGCAGUAUGGUUGUGCAUUUAAGAGGAACUGAAGUGGUGGCGGAUGCACUCUGCCCUAUAUUUCAUGCAUCAAGCAGGAGGAGGGGAGGAGCUGGAACGCACCUCCCAAGAUACUCCAAGGCAGGCCACGAGUUCAGCCACUCUUAGAAUGUAUAUAUGGACUAAAUAUCUCAAAAUACACCAGCUAUUGGAGACGCUGAUAGAUUGGUGUGAUGAAAAGGAACUUAAUUUGAUUUUAACAACUGGAGGAACAGGGUUUGCACCACGAGAUGUCACUCCAGAGGCCACUAAAGAAGUAAUAGAGCGAGAAGCCCCAGGGAUGGCCCUGGCAAUGUUGAUGGGAUCACUUAAUGUUACUCCUCUGGGCAUGCUUUCUAGACCUGUAUGUGGAAUUAGAGGGAAAACUCUCAUAAUUAAUCUGCCAGGUAGCAAGAAAGGAUCACAGGAAUGUUUUCAGUUUAUACUGCCAGCCCUACCUCACGCCAUUGAUCUUUUGCGGGAUGCCAUUGUAAAAGUAAAGGAGGUACAUGAUGAACUUGAAGAUCUACCUUCACCACCACCUCCUCUGUCUCCUCCUCCAACCACCAGCCCUCACAAGCAGACAGAAGACAAAGGAGUACAGUGUGAGGAAGAGGAGGAAGAGAAAAAGGACAGUGGAGUUGCGUCAACAGAGGACAGUUCCUCUUCACAUAUAACUGCAGCAGCCAUUGCAGCUAAGAAACAUCCAUCCUACACCAGUUCAGCUGUUAUCAUGGCAAAAGGUGAACAGCCCAUUCCUGGUCUCAUCAGUUAUUGCCAUCACGCAGCAGGCAGUGCAGGAGAACCGAUUCCAGAUUCCAUUAUCUCUCGUGGUGUUCAGGUGCUCCCACGUGAUACAGCUUCCCUCAGCACUACCCCUUCAGAAUCUCCUCGUGCCCAGGCCACCUCUCGUCUCUCCACUGCAUCCUGCCCAACACCAAAACAAAUUAGACGGCCGGAUGAAAGCAAAGGAGUUGCUAGUAGAGUUGGAUCCCUCAAAGUCCAGUCCAGGUGCAGCAGCAAGGAGAACAUCCUCAGAGCAAGUCACAGUGCUGUUGACAUUACCAAGGUAGCAAGAAGACACCGCAUGUCUCCAUUCCCAUUGACAUCUAUGGACAAGGCCUUCAUCACAGUUCUAGAGAUGACCCCAGUGCUUGGAACAGAAAUCAUCAAUUACAGAGAUGGAAUGGGCCGAGUCCUUGCUCAAGACGUAUAUGCAAAAGAUAACCUACCACCAUUUCCAGCAUCAGUAAAGGAUGGCUACGCUGUCAGAGCUGCUGAUGGCCCAGGGGAUCGAUUCAUCAUAGGGGAAUCCCAGGCUGGUGAGCAGCCAACUCAGACUGUGAUGCCUGGUCAGGUAAUGCGAGUUACAACAGGUGCUCCAAUCCCAUGUGGUGCUGAUGCAGUGGUGCAAGUGGAAGAUACAGAACUCAUCAGGGAAUCAGAUGAUGGCACUGAAGAACUAGAGGUUCGAAUCCUGGUGCAGGCUCGACCAGGCCAAGAUAUCAGACCUAUAGGACAUGACAUUAAAAGAGGUGAAUGUGUGCUGGCUAAAGGAACCCACAUGGGUCCAUCUGAGAUUGGUCUCUUAGCAACUGUUGGAGUAACAGAAGUAGAAGUUAACAAGUUUCCAGUGGUUGCAGUCAUGUCAACAGGGAAUGAGCUACUGAAUCCUGAAGACGACCUCUUACCAGGAAAGAUUCGAGACAGUAACCGUUCAACUCUUCUAGCUACAAUCCAAGAACAUGGCUAUCCAACAAUCAACUUGGGAAUUGUGGGAGAUAAGAAGCCAGAUGUUUUUAAAGAAGAAGGGACACAGAGCUUCCAGAACACUGCGGAGACAGGCCUACCAGAUUGCCCAGAUGAUUUACUGAAUGCACUGAAUGAGGGUAUCAGCCGUGCCGAUGUGAUCAUUACAUCAGGAGGUGUAUCUAUGGGAGAAAAGGACUAUCUUAAACAGGUGCUGGACAUUGAUCUUCAUGCACAGAUUCACUUUGGCAGAGUUUUUAUGAAACCAGGCCUGCCAACAACUUUUGCAACUCUGGAUAUUGAUGGCGUAAGAAAAAUAAUCUUUGCACUCCCAGGCAACCCUGUGUCAGCUGUUGUUACCUGCAAUCUCUUUGUUGUUCCUGCACUGAGGAAAAUGCAGGGUAUCCUGGAUCCUCGGCCCACCAUUAUCAAAGCCAGGUUAUCAUGUGAUGUAAAAUUGGACCCCCGCCCAGAAUACCAUCGGUGCAUACUGACUUGGCAUCACCAAGAACCACUACCUUGGGCACAGAGUACAGGGAAUCAGAUGAGUAGUCGUCUGAUGAGUAUGCGCAGUGCCAAUGGACUGUUGAUGCUACCUCCAAAGACAGAGCAGUAUGUGGAGCUUCACAAGGGGGAGGUGGUGGAUGUCAUGGUCAUUGGAAGGCUAUGAUGUCACCAGCAAGAGCGAAGCUUUGAUGCAUGUCCACAUAUCAUUGACUGUAUCCUGUAAUAUGCAACGGCACAGCUAGUUUUUCUGAUUUGGAUAAAAGUUGAUCAGUAUAGUCAACAUCUUGAACUAUAUUUCAAAUGGAAUUUAAAUAAAUACCUUUUAAAAAAAACUUUAAAAGCAAAUCUUAACAAAGAAAUUUAUUCUGAUUAUAUCAAAGCAACUUUUUCCUUUCCUUGCAAUUGCUUUGUGUGUUCAAUGCUAGUUCUAAUAGCGGUAGCUUUUAGUAGACAGCAGUAGGUGCCUGCAGAACUUGUGUUUUUUCUCAUCUUUAAGAUACAACUACUUAUGCUCUUAAAACAAGGCUGUCUGCUUAUUUAUACUAGCGUAGACAACACUUGGAUUUCCCUUAUUAGUAUGCUUCAUAACUGCUUCACAGAGAGCUUCUGCUUGUUCUUUAUCUUGUAUCUCGUGUUGAUGUGCACAGUGCCAAAAGCAGAGUGGCUGCACUGGGAACCCAAUGAAGCCCCGAGGUUUUCCCACCUCGCUGUGCAUUCAGGGAUCUCUCUUGUCCCAGCAGCCACCCAGCUCAGUACUCUUGGGCAGUAACUGGAUACCUUUUAUUUCAACAAACAAAAAAAAUUGCUUCCUUAAGUGCUGACAGCCUUUUUAACCAAUACAUUUAAAAAUGUACAGAACUAAAAACUAAAAAAAAAUCAAAGACUGAUCUUGUACAGAUAUUAGUGUUACCAGCAUUCGUGUGGAAAUUAAAUGAGCAAAGAAAUAAAACUAAUGUUAAACAACUCUGUACCAUAACAUUUUCUGUAAUGAUAUUGAAACUAAAUGAAUAAAAAAAAUCCUCAAUCAUUAUUUAAAAUUUCA